Drosophila virilis is the source of this 1080-nucleotide messenger RNA. RefSeq names its product beta Hydroxy acid dehydrogenase 2 (gene Had2). NCBI's taxonomy places the organism in Eukaryota, Metazoa, Arthropoda, Insecta, Diptera, Drosophilidae. The record is from RefSeq and is a predicted model, not a curated record. Gene Ontology annotation, biological process: fatty acid metabolic process. Gene Ontology annotation, molecular function: L-gulonate 3-dehydrogenase activity; NAD+ binding.
UGGCGACAGUACAAAAUGAGUGGCCAGAAGAUCGGCAUCGUUGGCAGCGGCCUGAUUGGGCGUGCCUGGGCGAUGCUUUUCGCCUCGGCCGGUUAUCGUGUGCAGCUCUAUGACAUCCUGGAGUCGCAGGUGACCACAGCUCUGGCAGAGCUGCGCAAGGAAUUGCAGCAACUAGAGUCAAAAGGCAGACUGCGUGGAGAAUUGUCAGCUGAGCGGCAAUACGCGCUCAUCAGUGGCUGCAUACAGCUGGAGCAACUCGUGCAGGAUGCUCUGCACAUUCAGGAAUGCGUGCCGGAGCAGCUGGAGCUGAAGCGUUCGCUCUAUGCUCAAUUGGAUGAGCUGCUGGAGCCUCAAACCGUUGUAGCCAGCUCGACGAGCACAUUUAUGCCCUCGCUCUACACCGAACCGCUGAAACGGCGCUCUCAGAUGCUUGUGGCGCAUCCACUUAAUCCACCCUACUUUAUACCCCUCGUAGAACUGGUGCCAGCACCCUGGACCAACACGGAGGCUGUGGAGCGCACACGUACGCUGAUGCUGGCGCUGGGUCAGCGUCCGGUGGUGCUAAAAAGGGAGAUUCAGGGCUUUGCCACAAAUCGCAUACAGUACGCCAUACUGAAUGAGGUGUGGCGCCUGGUGGCAGCGGGCAUCAUCAGUGUGGCAGAUGCGGAUCGCGUGCUGAGCGAUGGUCUGGGCAUGCGCUAUGCAUUGAUGGGUUCAUUGGAGACGGCACAUCUAAAUGCGCCCGGCGGCGUGUCGGACUAUUUCCAGCGCUUUGGCGGCGAGAUUGCCGCUGUGAGCGCAACCUACGGACCGACACCGAAUGUGUGCGCCGAGAGCGAGACGCUGGCCGAGAUAGCGCGCCAGUGCGAGCAGCUUGUGCCGCUGGAGGCUUUGGGGCAGCGGCGUGCGGCACGGGACGAGUUUCUAACGCGCCUAUCGGAGCUGAAGCGGCAGCUGCCAUAAAAUAGAUUGCACUACUGUAUUUCCAUUUGUGUUGAUUAAAGCGGUGCGCGCUCUGCGAAUGGAAGCUAUCGAAGCAGCCACCAGCCCAUUCAUUGAGUACCUCAUUGCGUAAUUGCA